UCUUACACAACUUUUUCUAACGGGGUACGCAUAUAUUUUGUAAAUAUUAUUACACAGAAGCCAAAACCUAAGGAACAGCAAAAACAAUCGCUCGCGAGUGUAUGUGUGUGUGUUAAUUUAAUAUUCAUCGCUUUGUUUAUUAGAAUGCUUGCAUCCGGAAACCUACAAAUAGAAUGGUUCAUCCUAUCGAAUCAAAAAGCAACAUAUGGGAGCUACCAUCGACCUGGUAUGUGAUGGCAUUUGCUCUGCGCUGACCAGCGAGUUUCCAAAGUGGAACAAGGAGAAUAUGUUGGAGUGGGCAGAGAAUUUUGAAAAGCAAUGGAACUUCCCACAUUGCAUUGGUGCCAUCGACGCUAAACACAUCCAAAUUAAGAGCCCUCUUAAUGAUGACGAUGAUUUUUACAAUCACAAAGGCUUCUACUCGAUUGUCCUAAUGGCAGUGUGCGAUGCAUCCUAUCGAUUCACAUUCAUCGAAGUUGGUGCUGGCGGUAGGGAGGGAGACACGAAUGCUUUUUCGCACAGCAAACUGGGAAAGGCAGUAUUGUCGGAUAGUCUGGAGUUUCCCGGAAACGAGCGAUGUGUUCCCAUUAAAUAGCAGGUUAAUGAAGCCGUACGGAUCUAGAAAGCGGGAUGUACCCGAGCGGAUAUUUAAUCAUCGCUUACAUCGAGCUCGACGUUGUAUAGAUAAUGCCUUUGGAAUACUUUGCGCCAAGUGGAUGGCCGUGCAACGCACUCAGUUAAGCAAUCCGGAUACGGCCCAGAAAAUUGUUGCAGCUUGCUGUUCCUUGCACAACUUUGUAUUACGAACGAGUCCCGCAGACCAAUACUUACCGAAGGAUCUGGACGCACACACCCUCACACAUACAAAGUACAUACGCGACAAUAUAAAGGAGUAUGUCAACUCUUCAUCGGCUUCUCUGCAAAAUGAAGCUGCUGAAGUGUAAUCAAUUCAAUAACUUUUAUUAUUUUUCCAGGCAAUAAUAAAAUAUCCUGCUUAGUCUUAAU
Molecule: messenger RNA, 1005 nt
Organism: Drosophila innubila
Lineage: Eukaryota; Metazoa; Arthropoda; Insecta; Diptera; Drosophilidae
Product: putative nuclease HARBI1
Exons: 2
Coding region: 206-595 (129 amino acids)
Source: RefSeq, a predicted model, not a curated record